CGUGGUCGAUGCUGGUGCCGACGGUGGAUGAACGUCUCCGUAAUCCGCAAGACUCCCUCCUUUCGUACUUGUCCUCGAAAAUAUCGUCGGGAGGAAAGAAGGACGAAAAGAACGAAGCUGCGUUCUAAAAUUCUUUUUCGAGUCCGCAGCUGCUGCGGUCCGGGAAACAGGAAAGUGUCGAAGAUCCAUUACAGAUAUCAGGGAACAGUGUUGAACUUUUCCGAGUGCGUCACACAGGCUUCCGAGAAUUGCGCAUAUAUACGCGUGCGGAUAUCGUGUAUUCAUAAAAUCGAUUUGACUUUGUUGUAUCUCGAGCCCACCACACUCGAGGAGAUAUGCAAACUUUCGGAAUCGUUUCGAUCUCGCAUAUUUUUGCCCUCGUAUGUAUGCAACGCACAAAGUUUAACCCCUUAUUUUUGCUGGUGUACAGAUUCCGGGAUCGCGAUCUCGCACGGUUUUUGCAAAUCUCAGCUCCGUGAAUUUAAGCGACGUUACUAAACUUUGGGGAAUGUAUGGCUUUUGAGGAUUGCGUCUAUACUGCGAGGAAAAAGUUUCUACAACACCCGGAAUGUCCGAAAUGAACUUUUGUAAUCCUUUGUAAAUAAUACAAUAAUUGCGCGUCCAAUGGAAAGCGACUCGUCGACGGGGCAGAAAGGAAGGAACGAUCGAGGAGAACGAACGCGUUUCCUCGAGACAAAGACACUUCGAGUACAACCCCGGCCCAACAUUCUUUGACAAAAGGAAACACAAAGUUAAGGAAGCACUUUUUCGUUCAACCGCAGGCGAGGGGAGAGAAACAGCCGAGGAAGAUUGUAACGAGGACGGCCAACACAAUGCAUCGUUGAUACGCCGGCUUCCCUUACUCCGGAUACUCUUGAGAUAGCAAAAAAAUAAAGUGAAAAAAAAAACAGAAACAUCAAUCGAUUCCAACCCUCCGAGGCCCUUCUCUUUCGUUUCGUCUCGCAGAGUCUCUCGUUCAAUUUAUUUCACCGCGGUAAACUCGGUGCCCAACGUUCUUUAGCGUGAGCCACUAACUCGGGGGCAAAUAAUCAGCAAAGGCGAGUGUACCGGGAGGAAAUUUGUGAGAUAAAGGAAAAGAGGGGGAGAGACACGAACGCGGAGGUCUUUCGUGCACGCUCGGUGCAUUACGAGACCGCGAAACUCGCGGUCUAUACGCUCCGUAAAUAUCUACAAUCAAUGAGUAAAUAAUUGAUUCAAUGCGGAUUUAAAUGCGACACUCGAAUCUUUGCCCCAUUCAUGGAGGAGUGAGUUCUCAGUCGCUCGUGGCUGGAGCGGAUGGAAAGCUCGUUGGAGAGGUGCUUGCAAAAGCAUUUAAAAAAUAAUAAAAAUAUUUUCGGACCGGCCAUUUUCGUCUGCGAAUAACUGCAGGGAACAUUUGACCCUCGUCCUGGUUUCUUCCCCGAUGGCGUCGACGGGUACGGAACGAGCAGCGAGAUCGAAUAAAUGGUGGGCCAAAAAGAAGACGCGGAAAGAAUCGAAGUUGCCUCCAAAAGCGAUGGGUUCUUGGAUGAAAGAAUUGGUCGGCGACGGACGAAUCUUUGGGGAAAAACCCAAAGCCUGGGAGUCUGCUCCUCAAAUCGGCAUGGACAAGAUUCGAGCUCGGACGGACAUGGGAAAAUAUUUGGUGAACUUUGCCAAUUCCUCGACCAUCCACGGACUCAAUCAUCUGGCAGCCCCGCAUCGUCAUCCUUUCGAGAAGUUCCUCGCAGUCGUUUUCAUCCUGGCUGCCCUCGUGUGUCUGAUCCUUUUGUCACUGAUUUUCUGGGAUCGUUAUCAGAACCAAGCUGUCAUAUCAAUCGUCGACAAUGAUUACAGGGGCUUCACGAUCACGCAGCCCUCGAUGAUGAUCUGUCCGCUCGAAAAAUACGACGAGAACAAAUUUCCCACUGUUUUUGCCAAAUACGGUAUCGAAGAUACGGACGAAGCGAGAGGAUUUUUUGGUUUCCUUUCGAAUGCUACUUACGAAGAGUUUCCAAACACCCCCAUUUACAGCGCUGUGCCAUCGUCGAAAUGGUUAGAAAUACUUUGGGAAUUGAAACCUAACGUCGAGACUGACAAACGUGAUCAAUCAUCCAGAUCUUGGAUCGUUACCGAAAGGGGACUUUGCUUGAUAUUCGACUCACUGAUCAGUGAUUACUUUUCCUACGAAUAUUGGAUGGAAAAAAAUUGGACAGUCGUGCCGCUGCCUGAAAAAAUUCCAUCGUACAGGUACGAGCAGCGAGAAGAAACUCGUUCCAUCAAUAUCAUAACGCACGCAGUGUUCGCGAACAGCGUUAAUCCGAUUAACAUUCCGAAUUACAUGAAGGCUGGCUUCUUGAUAAAACGAAGACAUCAUGCGGCUAUCGAAAUCAAUCCGACGCAAAUAAAAACUUCGGCAGCGGUUAAGAGUCUGUCCAUCUAUCAACGGAAAUGUAAAAACUUGGGGGAGGAUAGACUCAAAUUAUUUCCGGUUUACACCCAACGUAUGUGCAGCCAGGAAUGCAAAUUUGAUCGUAUGCUCAAGAGAUGCGGCUGCUAUCCACAUUUUGCGAGACCAUUACCUGGAAUUCCCAUCUGCACGGCAAGACAAUUACGCUGCUUAGGUGAGAACCACGAUGAAUUCAUUCAAGUGUACCUCACAGCGGCCAAGACUUGCAAAUGUCUUCCAAAUUGUGACACAGUCACGUACGAAGACAUCGAAAUGGGCAGCAUACCCAUGAAAGAAGGAUCGCCCAUGGAUGCAGUUCUCAAUUACCACAUCGAUUUCCCCUCCGAGACUAUACGUCGUGAGCUCCUGUUCGGAUUCCUCGAUUUUCUGACAUCCGUCGGUGGGGCAGCGGGCUUGUUUCUCGGUGCGAGCGUAAUAUCCUUCGUCGAGAUCAUCUACUACGCGACCCUUCGCCUCUGCUGGUACAGGAUUGGGAUACGAAAAGAAAGAGAAAAUAAAUUAAAAAUUCAAAAAAUUAUGGUUAAACAAAAUUGUGACAAAAUUCUUCUCAAGUAUUGACGUUUUCGGAUGCUUGGCAUCGAAAAUUAUUUGAAAAAACAGAUUGACGAUUUUAAAAUAUUAAAACAUGUAUUCUUAAGUCGAUGCUAUGGUUCAACGCUUUUUUAUAGUCGACGAAUUAGAAAAAGUUUUCAAAAAGUUUCUCAGUCCAUUGAAGGUGAAUGUCUGGAAACUAUUCCUCCCUACUUGAACUGUCGAUAACAGCAGAGAACAGAUUUUAUUGAUUCUUUGAUAAAACUUCUGCUUUUUUAUUGACGAAGGGAUGGGCUCGUAAAAACCCGGUCGGGUAUACGUGGAAAUGAUAAAGAUCAAAAAAAUUAUGUUAAUGAAAACAGAGCUAAAUAAAAAGGUUCGAAUAACUGGAAAA
This is a messenger RNA of Venturia canescens, 3374 nucleotides long. RefSeq names its product pickpocket protein 28-like. The transcript has 10 exons. Bases 1424 to 3007 code for a protein of 527 amino acids. Gene Ontology annotation, biological process: sodium ion transmembrane transport. Gene Ontology annotation, cellular component: plasma membrane. The record is from RefSeq and is a predicted model, not a curated record. NCBI's taxonomy places the organism in Eukaryota, Metazoa, Arthropoda, Insecta, Hymenoptera, Ichneumonidae. Gene Ontology annotation, molecular function: ligand-gated sodium channel activity.